UCGCUGUCAAGAGACUUUAUGCAAGCUGCAACAUGUCUGGAGAUCGCGAAUUCUUUGCUGAAAUGGAAACACUUGGAAAGGUAAAACAUGAAAAUCUAGUACCCUUGGUCGGGUAUUGCGCACUUGAAGAUGAGAGAUUCUUGGUUUACGAGUACAUGGAGAAUGGAAGCUUAGAAGCUUGGCUUAGUAAUAGCACUUCUACAACCAGGGUGCUAUGCUGGCCAACCAGGUUCAAAAUUUGUCUCGGUUCAGCUCGUGGUCUAGCCUUUCUUCACCAUGGAUUUAUCCCUCACAUUAUACAUAGAGACAUCAAAUCCAGCAACAUACUGCUGGAUAAGAACAUGGACGCUCGAGUUUCUGAUUUUGGGCUAGCGAGGAUCAUAAGUGCAUGUGAGACACAUGUCAGCACAAUGUUAGCAGGCACAUUCGGCUACAUACCACCAGAAUAUGGGCAAGCAAUGGUGGCUACAACAAAGGGAGACAUCUACAGUUUUGGGGUGGUGAUGCUUGAGCUAGUAACAGGGCGUGCACCGAUAGGGCAGGCAGAUGGCGAAGGCGGUAACCUAGUUGGUUGGGUUAGGUGGAUGGAGAAAAAAGGAAAGGAAAGCGAGAUUUUAGACCCGUGCUUCCUGGGCUCUUCAAUUUCAUUGAAGAACCAGAUGCUGUGUGUUCUUCGCAUCUCCCGGUCUUGUACAUGUGAUGAACCCUCGAAGCGGCCUACAAUGCUUCAAGUUGUGAAACUUCUCAAUGAUGCCAAAAUUUAAUGAAACAGUUCUUUCUAUAUUACCACAUUAGAAGUUUGGCUACUAUAUUGUAAAUUUGUAAUCCAUGAAAAGCUUCACCUAUUCACUUUAUUAUCCUACAUGUGGACUAAAAUAGUAACUACACAUUACGACAAAACUUAUAAGUAGAUGACACAUUUUGUUCAAGCCUAUAUCCGUCAUAACAGUUCUCCAACCGUCUCUCGAUUGUGUUGUUCACCAAAGAGCUCAAUGGGUAUGAAGUAAACCCGACCAUUCUACACCUAGAGUUCCACUUCCUAAGAAGCUUGUGUUGUUCCACCCUUUCCGUCCCCUUGCAGACUAUUUUGUCCACAUUAUCUUGCGCCAAGUAAUCGUGGGU
Cuscuta campestris is the source of this 1122-nucleotide messenger RNA. Lineage: Eukaryota; Viridiplantae; Streptophyta; Magnoliopsida; Solanales; Convolvulaceae. The record is from the annotation of a GenBank genome assembly.